UUAAGUUUAAGCCUUUAUAGUAUUUUGUUUCCUUUUUAUAAAUGUUCAUUCAAAUAAAGUCAUCUCACCUCUGCCAUGGCAAAGCAAAGUUUUUUUUUUUUGCAAGACCAGAUAUUGCGUAGAAUUUCUGGGAAAAAAGAAAAGAAAAAAUAUUAUAAUACCCAGCAAAGCACCUAUUGAAAGGCCAAAGAAGCUUCUUUUUCCGCUGCGUCAAAAACCAGCCCAGAGGCAAACCAGACGGCUUCUGUCUUUCUCUCUUUCUCUCUUUCUCUCGUCUUACAUUAGUCUUUUUCUUCUUCUUGAUUUCGCUUGUAUAUUUAAGAAAAAAAGUUCUUAAGAGUUUCAAACUUUGAUGUCUACACCUUUAGAACAUGAUUACAUAGGCUUAGCGGAGACUUCUUCAAUGGAAAGAAGCUCUGAGAAGAUUUCUUCUUCUUCUUCUUCUUCUUCUUCUUCUUCAACUCACUCCAUUGAAGACAAAACCAGCAAAACUACCAACAAUACUUCUCUCAAUCUCAAAGAAACUGAGCUGAGGCUUGGUUUACCAGGUUCUCAGUCUCCUGAGAGAAAAGUUUCUCUUUUUGGCAAAGAUUUGGAGAGUAAUGAUAAAAGUAAUGGUUUUGCUGUUAGCCCUUUGAAGAACUUGGUAUCUGGAGCUAAAAGGGGUUUCUCAGAUGCCAUUGAUGGGCCUAGUGGGAAGUGGGUUUUCCCUAUGAAUGGUAUAUCUAAUGUUGAGUUGGCUAAAGGUGCUGUGUUGGCCUCUCCCAGAGGUGGCUUGGAGAGCAAAAGCAAUUCCCAGCAAGCAAGGGUACCUGUACCAGCCAUGAAAGAGGUUGGUGGUGUUCCUCAGUCUCCAAGGCCAGUUCAAGAUAAGAAGAAUCUUGUUCCUCCUGCAAAUGAGCAUGACAGUUCUCCUGCUGCAAAGGCACAGGUAGUAGGAUGGCCGCCAAUUCGAUCAUUCCGGAAGAAUACCAUGGCCUCUAAUCUGGCAAAGAACAGUGAUGAUGCUGCCGAUUGCCUCUAUGUAAAAGUGAGCAUGGACGGAGCACCAUACCUGAGGAAGGUUGACCUCAAGACCUACAAAAACUAUAUGGAACUCUCAUCAGCUUUGGAAAAGAUGUUCAGCUGUUUUACUAUUGGGCAGUGCCGUUCCAACGGCCUUCCAGUGCAAGAUGGUCUCAGUAAGAGUCGUUUGAUGGAUCUUCUCCAUGGGUCUGAGUACGUGCUGACAUAUGAAGACAAGGACGGCGAUUGGAUGCUUGUAGGCGAUGUUCCAUGGGAGAUGUUCACCGAUUCGUGUAGGAAACUAAGGAUAAUGAAAGGUUCCGAGGCAAUUGGACUAGCUCCAAGGGCCAUGGAGAAAUGCAAGAACCAGACUUAAUGCAAAAAAGUCUUCAAAACUCCAGAGCUUUACUCAAAAGAAUUAUAUAUAUGUUUUCAGAUAUCACAAGUUUGAUGUAUUUACUGGAAUUAAAAAAAAAAAAAAAAAAAGGCAGCUUCUAUUAGACAAAAGAUGGCAUUGGAGACAUGUCUAAUUGUUGAAGGUUGUCUGUCUGCUCUUCUUGUUAUCUUUUUCUCCAAUUAUGUAUUUUCAGUACUGUGUAAAUGGAUUGAUUGCCGAUUGCCAA
Molecule: messenger RNA, 1628 nt
Organism: Durio zibethinus
Lineage: Eukaryota; Viridiplantae; Streptophyta; Magnoliopsida; Malvales; Malvaceae
Product: auxin-responsive protein IAA27-like
Biological process (GO): regulation of DNA-templated transcription
Cellular component (GO): nucleus
Source: RefSeq, a predicted model, not a curated record